Messenger RNA from Styela clava, 4148 nucleotides. NCBI's taxonomy places the organism in Eukaryota, Metazoa, Chordata, Ascidiacea, Stolidobranchia, Styelidae. The record is from RefSeq and is a predicted model, not a curated record.
UUAUAUUUGUUAAAUCAAAUAAAAGUGUGAUGCAUUUCAAGAUGCUUCGCUCCCAUCCAAAGUGUUAUGGACAUGGAUUAGAUUGGGUUAUCAGUAACUGUGAUAUGGCUCAGUCUGCCAUUUCCUACUAAAUUUAGGGAGAGAUAAUGACUCCUUAUUAAUAUAUAAUGACGAUACUUGAUAUUUUACAAUUCCAUGGUCCAGUUUUUUCAGCUAAGUUUAAUUUAUGGUUGUUUGUGAGCUGAACUAGUGAAGUCAAAGCUAACUUCUGAAAGAUACAGACAUUUUUUAUUCAAGCCAUGCUUGAUAAAAACAAAACAAUUAUUUUCAGAUCUCAGUUUAACGCUUAAAUUGUAAGUUUGGCAAAAGUACAAAGAUGAGUUCGCAAGUAAUAAACCAGGCUAGAGUAAAACAGUCAGAUCGUCUCAUGACAUCAUAUGACAGGUUCAAAGAGAAAGGGUUUCUUUGCGAUUUCAACAUCAACGUCGGUGAAAAAUCAUUCCGAGUGCAUCGUACUGUCUUGGCAGCCUCUUCAGAAUACUUUGAAGCCAUGUUUUCAAGCAACUUGAAGGAAGUUCAUGACGGCCACGUUAUAAUGAAGGAUGUCGAUCAGGAUGGGAUCGCACAAUGCGUAGAGUUCAUGUAUAAAGGAAAGGCAGAUUUGAAAUAGAAAAUAUUCAGCAUAUCCUGCAUGCUUCCAAUCUUUUACAAAUGGUGGAAUUAACGAAUCUUUGUUUUCAAUUCUUGGAAAUUACCAUUUCUCCAAUAAAUUGUCUCUCUGUAAUCAAUUUGGCUCAAAUAUAUGAUCGCCGUGAUAUAAUACAACAAGCCGAACAGGUCGUGAUUGAUAAUUUCGAAUCUGUUAUUUCUUCCGAGAUGUUUCCAUUCAUAACCAAAUCAGAUCUCUUGCGUUACAUGAGAAAUGAGACUUACCAAACAUCAUGGAAAGCUGUGGUAACAUGGGCAAAAAGAAAAGAUAACGUACAGGUUUCUGAACUUGUCAGCAUCGAGCAAUAUCCCUUUAAAUUUCUUCUACAAACUGUCCUUGAAGAACCUAUUGUUAAAAACAAUAAAACAGCUGAGAAAUCGGUAAUCGCUGCAUUAUUUUCUGACGUCAAAAAACUUGAGACAAAUCUUGAUAUUGACAACUGCUUUAUCUUGAAAAAUCUUUCUGAAACCAAUCAAGUUUCUGAACAAAUGACAAUUCAAGAUUCCAUUAACCAAUUCUUGGAGACAAAUUUUGAACAAAUUAGCAAGAAAAAUGAAUUUCGUGAUAUUAGCAAGGAUGACAUAAUAAGACUUUUCAAAUCUUCAGGCACAAAGUAUUCUUCAGAGGCUGUCAAAUAUGAGGCGAUGAUGAAAUGGGUGAAACAUGAUGUCAAAAACAGGAGGAAAUUAUUUCAGGGCUUGUUUAGUUUCAUUAAACUUAAAGAUUUAUCUCUUAAGUUUCUGAAAGAGAUAGUUCGACUUGAACCCUUGGUAAAAAAGUCAGAUAAAUGUUACGAUUCGCUGAUGGAUGAAUUAUUUUCACGAGCAUCUCAAAAAGCUGAAGAAAAACCAAAGGCAGAUAAACCAUUGGCCAUACCAGAUUCAAGCUCUUCAAAGGAUGAUGAGGAAGGAUCUUCUGCCAUUCUAGGUUCUGUAGUACGAAGCGCUCCAGAGAAGGAAGUUGUAAAAGUCAAAGAAGAGUUUGAAGAAAGAAUGAAGCAGAUGGAAUUAAAAAAUGAACAAGAAAAGAGGGAUGCGGAGAGAAUGCGGAUAGAGCACGAAAAGGAAAUGAAGCGGGUGCAAGAAGAAAAGAGGAAAAUGAAAAUUGAGAUUGAAAAGCUCAAAACUGGAAAGAAAGGUGCAGAAUCUCAGUCUUCAAGUCAAACUACUUCUGGUCUAAGAAUCAUCAACCAACAACCAUCUGGUGGGAGGCUGUCAUAUAAUGUGUUUAAAGAAUCACUGCCAGGAUAUGAAAAAGGAUAUGAAAGAAGGGGGACUCUUGUCAUCAUCUACUCAUUUACUGCUGGACGUAUGAGGGGGGUUUCAUAUGAAGCUCAAGAAUUCACUGAAUAUUUGCCAGAUGAUGAUGGAUGGUUAUGUUACUACUUACUCAGACAAGCAUUCGAUGCAGGAUUGAUUUUCAAGAUUCAGGAAGUUGGUGACAGAAAAGGAAAAAUUGUUUGGAGCGAUGAGUUUCCUCAUAAGACUAAUAAAACUGGAGGACCUGAGAACAAUGGAUAUCCAGAUCCAAACCAUACAAUGAAACUGAAACAAGCAUUGAAGGCAAAAGGAUUCAAGUAUGAUAUAUGGUUUCCCUUCAAAUUGAUCCGAAGAUGACGAGAUCCAGAAAGAUUUCCUACAACACUGAUUGUACUGUUCCCUGCAUAGGAUACUGAAAUUGCUUCAUUAAAUCUACAUCAAAUGCCAAAACAAUAUUACCAUUGCAGCCAUUGUGCAAAUUAUGUUCUUGAUCAAAUAUUAAAAAUAACACAAAGUUUCAUAUUAAGAAUUGUAUUUGUGCCAUUUGUGUAAGGCAAAUUGACAAAUAAGUAAAAUGCCCUAGGCGGCUGAAGCUUAGGACUUAACUGCGCUGGCAUCGUUGAUUACACAUUGCAGGUCUAAAUUCCACCCCCUCACCUCUCCCAUGGUCUAUUAGAUUGAGUAGGCAAAAAGAAAAAAUUUUGAAACUUUCAAAUAAAUAGUUGCUCCUCUCGUAUUGUUAGAUAUCAGUGACUGCUAUCAUAUAGUUUAAUAUUUUUGAGGCAUUUUUUUAUAAUUCUCUGAAUAUUCCUGUUCCUUCCACAGUCUACAACACUCCGGGUGAGGUAGCGGGCAUAUGAUUGAACUUGGGGUAUUCAAUUGGACAUGCCAACAUAGUCGAGUCCAAACACAAUGCUAAUAGGAUGAUUGUAUUGCCAAUAUAUUUAAUUUGGUGGAAUCAAUCAGCAAAACUCUAUGUAUUCGCAUUAACUCUUUAUUAAUUAUAAUAUGUUAAAUAAACUGGCAUUUAUAAGUUAGUCAAGAUAUCUGAAAAGUGUUUUGACAAUUUGUGACAGGUUAUACCCGAAUGCCCAUUGGUUCGUACUUUAACAAAAAUUAAUUAAUCAAGUAUGGUUUGAUUUAAAAAAUGUCCAACCCAAACCUGUGUUAUUGAGCUCAUGAAUUACGCUGAAUAGAUUAUCUGUAUAAAUAUUUUUACCAUGGGUCCUAAUUGCUAUCCACAACUAAAUAUAUUAUUAAUCUAAGUUUCAAUGUUGUUUCUUAUGCAUUUUAAUAUAUUACUUUUAUGAUAUAUUGUAUAAUUAUUCCGUAGCUUCCCUGCUUCUGCUGUAAAUAGAUCUAUACAAUUUUCCCGAGCUUCUAAUUGUCAACCACCGCUGUAUAUAUAUCAACAUCCCAUUCAAUACCCAAUAUUAUUUUUAUAAUCAUUCAACCAAGCCUGUUCUGUAUAAUAUAAGGUACUACCGAAGUAUGUGGACCAAGAUGGCCGACACCAGAACGUAGUAUGUGUACCAGGUUAGGGUUAGGCCAUAAUUUCAGGUACAAUUACAACGGGGGUCACUUGGCUAGCCUCCGAACUCGUAAUACUAAAAUAAGGAAAAUUGGAAUAAAAUUAUGGCCUUGGUACACAACUAUGUUCCGGUGUCCGCCAUCUUGGUUCACAUGCUUUGGGAUUACCUAAUAUAAAGCAUCUGACAAUAUACAAAUCAAGAGUUCAAGCGAAAUUAUUUUUGAAAAUACGUGACUUUGCAUACUCUUGCACUUCAAAAUUAAUUUGGCUAUGUGCUCAAGUGUAUUCUAUAUUUUAUAUAAAACAAAUUUAAUAAUAAUAUAAACGAAUGUGUUUAUAUUUUUAUAACAAUUUAUGCGAUCAAGGCAAUACUGUACAUAUAAACUAUCAAGACUUCUGAAGGAAAAACACCAUUGAGUUACCAUUCCGUUAAAAUAUUUCGUAUACGUUUGAUGAACACUGUAUAUAUCUAUCAAUAUCCUGUUGAAUAUCCAAUAGCAUUUUGAUAUAUUAUUUUUAUAAUCAUGCAACCAAGUCAAUGCUGUAUAUACAAACUAUCAAAAGUUCUGAUGCAAAAUCACAGUAAAAUAGGUUUUUUGCAAAUAUCCUACUUUGUAUACUUUUCCACUGGAUAAAUAAUUGUAUUAUG